AUGGCUAACAGCAAGGAAACACUUCCGGAAGACCUCGCCGAACUUAGGAGAAACAUGGCAACAUCUACCCAGAAGGACAAUAGCGAGGUGUCUUCUCCCAUCCCUUCCGUGGUGUGUUAUUGCAUCGCGUCCAUUAUGAUGACCAUCGUGAAUAAGUUCGUAGUCUCGGGACGACAGUUUAACAUGACAUUCUUCCUCCUCUCCAUGCAAAGUAUCGUUUGCGUGGCCUGCGUCUCAACUGUUAAGAAGCUAGGCGUUAUCUCGUUUCGUGAUUUCGACACCAAGGAUGCAAAAACGUGGUUUCCCAUUAGCGCGUUGCUGGUCAGCGUCAUAUAUACAGGCUCUAAGAGUCUACAAUACCUAAGCAUACCCAUAUACACGAUAUUCAAGAAUCUGACGAUUAUACUUAUCGCAUACGGCGAAGUCUUCUGGUUCAACGGACAGAUAACGAGGCUUACCAUGAUGUCGUUCCUGCUGAUGGUCCUUUCAUCUAUCCUUGCGGCGUGGGUAGAUGUGAAUAGUGCCGUUGAAAGUGUUGGGGAUUCAUCCACUGCUCUGGCUGGAGUGAGCGUGGCGAUGGUGUCGGAUACUCUGCGCAAGCUCAAUUUUGGAUAUUUCUGGAUGCUUUUGAACUGUCUCACCAGUGCCACCUAUGUCUUGUUGAUGCGAAAGCGAAUCAAAGUUACAGGAUUCUCAGAUUGGGAUUCGAUGUUCUAUAAUAAUUUGCUAUCUAUUCCUGUGCUUCUCCUGUUUUCGAUGCUUGUCGAAGAUUGGGGACCGGAGAACCUAAUUCGUAACUUCCCUGCUGAAACGAGGAAGGUGUUGUUGUUUGCUAUCGCUUUUUCAGGUGCCGCAGCUGUGGGUAUAUCGUAUAGCACGGCAUGGUGCGUACGGACGACGAGCAGCACGACGUAUAGCAUGGUGGGAGCGCUCAACAAAUUACCUGUGGCUGCGUCAGGGAUGCUGUUCUUCGGAGACCCCGUGACGUUUGGGUCGACGGCUGCGAUCGCAGUUGGAUUCGUGGCAGGUGUGGUGUACGCAAUAGCGAAGAAUAAUCAGAAAAAGGCGGAGAUGCGGGAAGUCACUGUUUUACCCAUGUCAAACCGGAAGUCAUAG
Pisolithus orientalis is the source of this 1116-nucleotide messenger RNA. RefSeq lists its product as uncharacterized. Gene Ontology annotation, biological process: transmembrane transport. The record is from RefSeq and is a predicted model, not a curated record. Bases 1 to 1116 code for a protein of 371 amino acids. Lineage: Eukaryota; Fungi; Basidiomycota; Agaricomycetes; Boletales; Pisolithaceae. Gene Ontology annotation, molecular function: antiporter activity; GDP-mannose transmembrane transporter activity. Gene Ontology annotation, cellular component: Golgi apparatus. The transcript is spliced from 9 exons.